Molecule: messenger RNA, 1060 nt
Organism: Morone saxatilis (striped sea-bass)
Lineage: Eukaryota; Metazoa; Chordata; Actinopteri; Moronidae
Product: carnitine O-palmitoyltransferase 1, liver isoform-like
Exons: 2
Coding region: 1-348 (115 amino acids)
Source: RefSeq, a predicted model, not a curated record
AUGGCAGAGGCCCACCAGGCGGUGGCGUUCCAGUUCACCAUAACGCCAGAGGGGAUUGACCUGCAGCUGUCCUAUCAGGCCCUGAACCAGAUCUACCUGUCUGGGGUACGAUCGUGGAAGAAACGAGUCAGCCGAAUGAGGAACAGAGUGAUCAAGGGAGUGUACCCCGCCAGCCCUUCCUCCUGGCUCUUUGUCGUCAUAGCGAUCCUCGCCACGAUGUACAUGCGCUCGGAUCCCAGCAUGGGGCUCAUUACCAAGAUACAGCAGCACCUGCCGCUAAGGUACACAAACACACACAACACAGAGGAUACCACUGCCCUUGUGUCUUUCUCAAAGCGGUUCUCAUAAUAGCCCGUUAUAUAAAUUCAAACAUUAAAUAUGGCCGGAUCUUUUUUUUUGUAUUAAGUGCACUCUUAAAAAGUUUUUACAAUUACAAUGCCACCUGACAUUCAAACCUUAAGAAGAAUCACAGCUGUGUAUUGGCAAGAGCUUCCAACACGUAUCACGAUUCAAUAUAUUGUUGUGUAUUGUGAUAUGGGAAGCAAGGCGAUAUAUGGAGGUUUUAUAUAUAGAGUAUAUGGUGUGCAAUCGCAAAAAUCAGUAGUGUUCUUGAGAAUCAAGACAAUAUCACAAAACAAAAUAUCAUGCUAAGAUAUUUUUCAUCUUUUCAUUUUCAUUGCUUUCUUUCUCACCCCUGAGAACAACUGGGAAACGGAUGCAUGUUCACUGUUUAAAUCUACUGUUUCACAAUGCAUCUCUCUCUGUCUAUAUACGUAAAUAAGUGCCCAUAUAGUGCCUGUAUAUGUAUACAUUAUUAAUUAUCGGUCAGUUGACAUUAUCAUUCGGUAGUUAUUUGUUUAAGAAAGCAGCCUUCUGAGUACCUUUGCAGAGUCAUUUCAGUCCACAUAGAAAAGCUCUAUAUAAGCCUCCAUAACGCAGUCCUCCAGGAUUUUUAUUUUUUUGCAAUGAAUUGUGGGGGAAAGUGAAAGUUGCAAAAAUAGUUGUUGUUUUUUUAUUUACAAUCUUUCUCUAAAGCAAGAAAUCUCUGUGUUUCUGUGUG